ACAAGAUCGACUCCUCCACCCGUGUUUCUCAAGACGUCACCCCGCCUGCCCAUCUACCCGGGCUCCGGCCCUUCUCCCUGUCCCGGCCCUCUGGACAACCGCCUCCACCAGCUCGUCUGCCACGUUCACGUUCCCGUUCCGUUCGCGACAAGGUUGCUUGCCUGAGUCUAAUCCACACGUCGCCCACGUCGCCUCGCACCCAGGCACUCAAGCCAGCUCCAGCCUCGCUUGGCCCACCACACCGGGGCACAUUCGAGCUGGCCUGCUAGCCGGCUCUGUGGCGCCAGGUCUCAUCUCAUCUCGUCCCGUCUCCUUCAGCCUAUCUCUGUCCCGCCGCCUUCUGGCCAGAGGGCACGGCCUUAAGCCUACAUGAACUAUUCAAACCAAACCAAUGCAAUGCACACUGGAGAGGGAGAGAGGCAAUCGACCAGGGUGCGCCGGACGACGCCAUUCCUGCAUGCCCUCCCUCCUCCCAGCAGCCUCCUCCUCCGCCCGACCCGCAAUAUUUCUAUAACACCAACGCCAUGACCACCCACGCGCUCCCAUCCGCACCUGCUGCGUCAAUGCCCGUUUCACUCUGGGUCAUUCUGCCUGAAGAGGUCGGCCGUCUUCCUCCACCCACUGCUUACCCACCUACCUAAGUACCCACCUGGGUAGCUACUCCGUACUUGACUAGGUACUCACUCUGCUGCCUUCCGGUGUCACCCAGCCGAACAUACCGUUGCUUCGCUGCUACCUUUCACUUUCCUUCACCCCAUAUGCCUCUCCUUCUGAGUCCCAUUGCUUCUCCUUGAUCCGUUGGCCGGGCCGUCGACGUGAUUGCUGCUGGCGGCACAUCUUUUUGUUUAAUAUUGUAAUUUCGAGACAUCCCCCUCACAAACACAUACGCCCUCUCUUUGGUGCCUUUCGCCAUCACUCAACAUGGCUCAUGAUGGGGACGACUUGCGGGACCUGUCGUACCUGGCCAACGCCGAUGUGAAGCUGGGCCUGUUCAACAGGGACAGCACGGCACCCAGGCCAAAGCCAGAUACGACGAGAGAGUCAGCAGCAGAAUCUUUCGCCGAGUCCGCAGUAUUACCCCGCGAAUCAGCCUAUGGACCUCCACCGCCAGUGCCCGCAAAAGACAGUAUUUAUAUCAAGCGAAAGGUCGAGGAUGCCGAGGACCAGGCGGGCAGUGCUGGCGCAAGCCAGGGGAAAUCCGACGUCGAGACCGAAGACGACAGCCAACAGGAGAGCCUUGACAGCAGUGAUCUGGCGAGGUGGACCUCAGCAACCUCUGCGGCCAUACCGAUUGGGAUUACUGCUUCAACACUCAACAUUUUCCCACCAACGAGGCUGAAUGAGACCAAACCCAGAGAGAAGACGCCGAGAGAGACCAUGUCUACGCCCCACCCACUUGGCAUGUCACCGCCAGACCAAAUAACUAUCCCAGCCCCGGCCAAGCCGGCAAGACCCUCAAGGCCAUCCUCACUACGUCUGUCGUCGUUGACCCGAGAUGGGCCGCUCACCACAGACAGGGUUGUCAUCGUCGACUCGAGCAGGCCAUCCACAUCGAGGUCAAACCGGUCCCAACUCAAAACUUCAUAUACCACAUACAGCACUUCAACCACAGGCAAGGGCAAUCGUAUCAAGUACGGACGCGGCAAGUAUGCCACCACCGAGUUGAUUCCACAGCCCAGUGACGACCCUGAGGACCCUCUGAGCUGGUCCAACUUUAAGAAAGAGCUCAAUCUGUAUGCUCUGCUGGCAACUGUGGUUAUCUGCAAUGUCAUGAAAACCGCACUCGUCAGCGUGAACGAGCAAUUGGCACAGCAAUACUCAACCUCCUACACGGCUGUGGCGGCCCUCACAGGAGUGCCGCUUAUGCUCUCAGCAAUCACGGGUCUGGCAGGCUCGGUUGCAGCCAGGAUCUGGGGCAGAAGACCAGUUUUCCUCGCGUCCAUGGUAUUGAUUUUUAUCGGGUUGGUGUGGAACACCAGGGUGACAACAAGUUACGGGCAGUUCAUGGCAGCUAGGAUUCUCCAGGGUUUUGGAUGGGGCCCUUUCGACACGUUGGUGGUCGGCUCCAUCAUCGACACCUACUUCGAACACGAACGCUCUGCCAAACUAGCUACCCACCGUAUCGUAUCUGUUGCGUCAGUCUGGGGUCCUCCCCUCAUCGGAGGGGUGACCUCACAGAACCGGGCAGGCUUCAGCUUGCAGUUCGAGAUUCUUGCAGUCUUUCAAGUGGUCUCGAUCCCCUUGCUCGUUCUUGCUGCCCCCGAAACCAUGUUCGACCGCACAAAUUCUUUGAUCAAGACGCCCACGACGGGUUGGUCCACCGGCGCGACGACCAGGUUCCCGCCAUGGGCAAGGAGAAGAUUUACCAAAGAAACCGUGCUUCGUUACAUCAAGACCGUCGCCAAACCGGUCUCCUACCGCGGGCCGUCAGAGGGCAUCAUCAGUGCCGAUGUGCUCCUCCAGGCGCCUCGUGCAAUGGUCGCCCCCACGACCGUCCUAGCGUUUCUGGCCUCUUUCCUCCCGUACUCCUUGCUCUGGGGCUUCUCCGCUUCUCUUUCGGGCCUGUUUGCACCCGCGCCCGCGUCACUUCUCCCUGCCACCAUCGGGCCCCUCCUCACAUUCCCGCUCGUCCUCUCCACCACCGCCGUGGCCGUGUUCGCACUGUGGCCGUCGUGGUCCCAGACAAUGGUGGCCUUCAAGACCCGAUCAACUCACAUCUACGUUCUCGGUGCUGGUUCCUUGCUGUCUUUUAUCGGCAUCCUGGGCUUCGGCCUCUACAUUUCUAAUAAUAAUGCUUCUUCUCUCCGCUUCUCGGCCAUCAGCUUCCUCCUCGGCCUCCUUGCCGCCGGGGCCUACAUCCUCGACGCGCCGGCAAAGCCUCUACUGAAGCGUUCUGCCCAGUUCACUUCGCCCAACCUGGCCAUCUCCCUCCGCAGCGUCUCCGAUAUGGAGGUCGGCCUUGCUGUCUGGCGGACUCUGUCAGGCGGGAUUUUCGCCAUGGCUAUCCCUUCCGCCAUUGUAGGUCGCUCCUCGGCCGCUGGGCUCAAGAGCACCGGCAUCGGCGUCUCCGUGGUGCAGGUGCUGGUGGCCGCCGGGCUGGCUGCAGUGUGGUGGAUGUUUGAAGAGACCAUCCGAAAGCUUGAUGGGAGGACCAUGGGCUGCAGGGUUGAUCUUACCUUUUUGAACAACAGGGCGAGCCUUCAAGGGAGCUUCUUUGAAGCUGAUGAUUAAGCUCAUCUCUAUUUUAAUUCGUUCACUAGCUCUUUCAUGAUGGUGAUAAAAAGGGUUGGGAUGUUGGCAAUUCAUGAUACCAAAGACACAUACAUAAACAUUGUGACCAUGUGGGUUCUAGGAUAGCAAUCUGUG
This is a messenger RNA of Diaporthe batatas, 3366 nucleotides long. RefSeq lists its product as uncharacterized. The transcript is spliced from 3 exons. Gene Ontology annotation, biological process: transmembrane transport. Gene Ontology annotation, molecular function: transmembrane transporter activity. The record is from RefSeq and is a predicted model, not a curated record. NCBI's taxonomy places the organism in Eukaryota, Fungi, Ascomycota, Sordariomycetes, Diaporthales, Diaporthaceae. Bases 922 to 3231 code for a protein of 769 amino acids.